This is a messenger RNA of Eimeria tenella, 1905 nucleotides long. RefSeq lists its product as uncharacterized. Bases 1 to 1905 code for a protein of 634 amino acids. The record is from RefSeq and is a predicted model, not a curated record. The transcript has 3 exons. NCBI's taxonomy places the organism in Eukaryota, Apicomplexa, Conoidasida, Eucoccidiorida, Eimeriidae.
AUGCCCCCCGGCGCAGCGGCCAAGCCGCGGCGCCCCGGUGCCCACCGACGCCCCAAGGCAGCAGCAGCAGCAGCAGCAGCAGCAGCGGGGGCCCCCGGGGGGCCCCCCCUGCUUCUCGAAGGAGAGCGAGACGUGAGCCCUUUGACGGCAGAAGGUGUGGGGCAGCAGCAGCAGCAGCAGCAGCUGUUCGCUGCACAUGCAGGCAGCGAGGUUGAAGCAGCAGCAGAUGCAGCACAGCAGCAUUCAGGUGUACAUACACCUGAGUUCGCAGACACGCCCAGACGGAGCCUGUCGACAGACGACAGCAGCACGAACCAAAACGUAGUUGCUGCUGCUGCUGCAGCAGCAGCAGCAGCAGAGAUUCCCGCAAGCGACGAAGCAGCAAAAGCAGCAGCAGCAGAGGAAGACUCUGUGUGCGUUAGUUUGAUAUCAGCAGGUGUACAUACACCGCAGCUGCCUGCUGCUGAUGACAGCAGCAGCUGCCACGAGACUGUUAUACCGGUGACUCCCCACCUUAGCAGCAGCAGCUGCAGCAGCAGCAGCUGCAGCAGCAGCAACAGCAGCAGCAGCAGCAGCUGCGGCAGCAGGAAGAAUAGACCUACCAGUGACAGCGUCGCAAUAGCCGCCCCAACGGCCGCCAACACCCCCAGCAGCAGCAGCAGCAGCAGCAGCAGCAGCAGCAGCAAGGGUUCUGACUUGGACUCUGCGUCUUAUGUGUUGUUUCUAAUUGUGUCUGUGCUGCUGACGUGGGGCCAGGAGCCGCUGCUGUCGCUGCUUGCUGCAGCAGCAGCAGCAAGAGCUGGCCCUCUUGCUGUUGUUGCAGUGGGAGCAGCAGGACAAAUGGCUGAUGGUUUGUGUUUGCUGCUGGCAGCUUUUGGGGUUUCUCUGGGCUCGCUCUGCAGCAGACACAAAGCAGCAGCAGCAGCAGCAGCAGCAGCGGAGGACGAUGGCUCGAAGCAGCAAACUCGCGAGGCAGCAAACAGCAGCAGCAGCAGCAGCAGCAGCAGCAGCAGCAGCGAACAAAAGGAAACAGCAGCUUUCCGCGUUGCAGCAGUGGGCGUCUGGCUAGCCAGCUGCGUGGGGGUGGCUUUGGCGUUUUUGCUCUACGCGGGCAGCAGCUGCAUCUUGUCUUUCUUUUUGAGCAUAAAGGGCGCAGCAGCAGCAGCAGCAGCAGCAGCGCCAGCAGCAGCAGCAGACCCGUUGUCGGCAGUUGCCGCCGCCGCAGCAGCAGCAGCAGCAGAGCAGCAGCAGCAGCAGCAGCAGACGCUGUCGCUUGCUGCUGAGUUCGUGCAGCUGCGGUGCUUUUCGCUGCCAUUUUGUAUUAUCAGUUUGGCAUUAAAAGGAGCUUUUGUUGCACUUGGGGAUUUGUGGCCGCAGCUGCUUACAGUAGCAGCAGCAGCAGCAGCAGCUCCUGCGUUGUUUCUGUUUGCUUCCAGAGCCGCAGCAGCAGCUGCUGCUGCGGCAGCAGCGGCGUCAGCAGCAGAGGCGCAGCAGCAGCAGGAAGCAGCAACGCGCGCUUUCGUCAGAGCUGCUGCUGGCACUGUAGUUGCUGUUCAAGUUGCAGUGGCGCUGCUGCUGCUGCUGCGGCUGGGGCUGCUUGCUGCUGCUGCUGCUGCGCGCCGCGAGCGCAGCAGCACCCCUCCCCUCGCGCAGCAGCAACAGCAGCAGCUGCAGCAGCAGCAGCAGCAGCAGAAAGGGCUGCUGCUGCAGCAAAUCCAAGCAACUCUGUCCCUUUAUAGGCCUCCAACGUUGAAAGAAAUUGCUGCUUUUGGUCCUUUUAUGCUGCCGGUGAUGACGCAGUGCUGCGUGAGACUGGUGCUGUAUUCCUCCAUGACGAAGGCAGCUUCCCUCUGGGGCCCCAAGGGAAUGGCGGCGCACCAGGCAAGAAGUGGAAAGGCGAAAUAA